GGUCAGUCCUAAACCUAUCAGAUUGGAUCAUUUACGGACAUGUGAAACUUUCCGCGCUCACUAUCAUGAUUUGCUUAACUUUAAAGAAAGGAGGAGAUGAUAUAUAGGAAUUUAGAGACUGUGUUAGCUGAAUCACGUAAGAGUAAGUUCAUUUGAUCGAGUAUUAUUUCAAGGCCAAACCCAAUGAUUCCAUCAACAUUCAUUCUGACUUGAUUGGUUUUUACAAAUGCAUCCUCUUUGGAAUGGAUACUUUUCACUUUUACCGAUUACCUUACGCGCUUGCUCAACAUACUUGCACACCUCUUCUGUUCAUUCAGAGACCCUAUCUCUACAACAUCUCUCCUCCCGAAACCCACUCCUUUGGCUUAGCUUUCUCGCAUUUUUUUCUGAAAAUCGGCUUAGUAGCUUUCGCUCGGUGUGAGGAUUGUCACUGUCUCUGCUGAAAGAGCAGCGAACGCUUUACUCAUACUGGACGAGCCCAGUGAAGGCUCGUACAGAUAGAUGUUACAGAACGCUGGGACGCCACUUCGCUUUUUAGACCACACUGGGCAAUAAAGAGCCGUGGAUUAAAUUUGAAAAGACAACAUGGGAACUAAAUGGCAUUUCAAAGUUGUCAGUGCUUUGCCAUAUUUUUUGCACAUUGACAAUGACAUUUUUGUAGAGGAUGUUCAAACCAAGCCGUAGGGCGCAACAAAAUCUCUUCUCUGGGUUUGACGCCCCCACCCUUUUCUUCGAUCUGAUUUUGGAGAGGAAUUCUUCAAGCUAUGCAUGCACAAAACCACUUUCAUGGCAGACAUUGAAGUUUUCAAAAAUCUGAGUUUUGAGAAGGUUGAGCGAUGCAUGAGUGUCAUGCAGUCUGGGACCCAGAUGGUCAAGCUGAAGAAUGGGUCCAAGGGGCUGGUGCGACUUUUCUACCUGGACGAGCACAGGUCCUGCAUCCGCUGGCGGCCAUCCAGGAAGAGUGAGAAGGCAAAAAUUACCAUUGAUUCACUAUACAAGGUGUCAGAGGGCCGGCAGUCAGACAUCUUCCAUCGACACGCGGACGGGAACUUUGAUCCUGCUUGCUGCUUCACCAUUUACCAUGGCAACCACAUGGAGUCCCUGGACCUGGUGACCUCCAACCCUGAGGAGGCACGGACCUGGGUGACAGGACUGAAGUACCUGAUGGCUGGGAUCAGUGAUGAGGACUCGUUGGCCAAGCGGCAACGUACCCAUGACCAAUGGAUGAAACAGACCUUUGAGGAGGCAGACAAGAAUGGGGAUGGUCUCCUGAAUAUUGAGGAGAUCUACCAGCUUCUGCACAAGAUGAAUGUGAACCUACCCAGGAGGAAGGUCAAGCAGAUGUUCCAGGAAGCGGACACAGAUGACCAGCAGGGCACCCUGACAUACGAGGAAUUCAGUGUCUUCUACAGGAUGAUGUCCAUGCGCAGGGAUCUCUUCCUAUUGCUUAUGUGCUUCAGCGACAAGAAAGACCACCUGACUGCCGAAGAGUUGGGGAACUUCUUGCGCAGUGAGCAGAAGAUGGCCAAUGUUACCACAGAGUACUGCCUGGAUGUCAUUGAUAAGUUUGAGGUCUCUGAGGAAAACAAACAGAAAGGCAUCCUGGGUAUUGAAGGCUUUACCAACUUCAUGCGCAGCCCUGCCUGUGACAUCUUCAACCCCCUGCACCACGAGUUGAACCAGGACAUGGACCAGCCCCUCUGUAACUACUACAUUGCCUCUUCCCACAACACCUACCUGACCGGAGACCAGCUCCUCUCUCACUCCAAGACCGACAUGUACGCCUGGGUGUUGCAGUCCGGCUGCCGCUGUGUGGAAGUGGACUGCUGGGAUGGCCCUGAUGGGGAACCCAUGGUGCAGCAUGGCUAUACUCUUACCUCGAAGAUCACCUUCAAGUCUGUCAUUGAGACCAUCAACAAGCACGCCUUCGUCAACAACGAGUACCCCGUGAUCCUUUCCAUUGAGAACCACUGCAGCAUCCAGCAGCAGAAGAAGAUUGCCCAGCAUCUGAGGGACAUAUUCGGGGACAAGCUGGACGUUAGUGACACACUCAACAAGGAUUCCAAAGAGCUUCCCAGCCCCAACUGCCUCAGGGGCAAGAUACUCAUAAAGGGCAAGCGCCUGCCUCCUUACCUGUCGGCUGAUGCGGAGGAGGGAGAAGUGUCGGACGACGACAGCGCUGAUGAGAUUGAGGAUGACUUCAAGCUGAAGAGCAGCAGUAGCAAUGGGCCUAACCAGCACCAGGUGGAGUCCUACAUCAGGAAGAAACUGGACUCUCUGGUGAAAGAGUCUCAGAUCGGAGACAAGGAGGACACAGACAGCUUCUCCAUACGAGCUCUGCUACGGGCCACUCAUGAGGGCUUGCAUACAAACCUCAAACAGAACUCCAAUCUCAAAGAAGGGCUAAAGAAGUCCCAAAGCCGUUCCUUCCUCAGCAACCUGAAGCACAAGAGACACUCCAAAUCCAGAUGCAAGUCUCAGAGCUCAGACACGGAGGAGGAUGGACUACAGGAGGCAUCUGGGAAAGACAUGGGACAGUACAACAGGAGUGGCAAACGGAGAAAAACCAUAAAGUUGAGCAGGGAUCUCUCAGACCUGGUGGUGUUCACCAACUCAGUGGCCUCCCAGGCUUGCCUGGAAGAAAGCACUCCUGGGAAUGUCCUGUCGUUCAGUGAAACUCGGGCUCAGCAGCUGGUUCACCAAAGAGCAGAGCGCCUCAUCUCCUUCAAUCAGCGCCAGCUCUCCCGCAUCUACCCCUCUGCCUACCGCAUCGACUCCAGCAACUUCAACCCUCAGGUCUACUGGAACGUGGGCUGCCAGCUGGUGGCUCUGAACUACCAGACCGAGGGCCGCAUGAUGCAGCUGAACAGGGCCAAGUUCAUGGUGAACGGGGGCUGUGGAUAUGUUCUGAAGCCCCAACCCAUGUGUAAAGGUUCAUUCAACCCGUUCUGUGAUGACCCCUUCCCAGCCUACCCCAAGAAGCAGCUGGUGCUGAAGAUAAUCAGCGGACAGCAGUUACCCAAACCCCCAGACUCAAUGCUGGGUGACCGGGGAGAGAUCAUUGAUCCUUUUGUGGAGGUGGAGAUCAUCGGUCUGCCGGUAGAUUGCUGCAAAGAACAGACCAGAGUGGUAGACGACAACGGGUUUAACCCCGUGUGGGAGGAGACUCUCUCCUUCACCCUGCACAUGGCGGAACUGGCACUCGUGCGCUUCCUGGUCUGGGACCAUGACCCAAUUGGACGAGACUUUGUUGGCCAGAGGACGGUGGCCUUUAGCAGCCUGAUGCCAGGUUAUAGACAUGUUUAUCUGGAGGGCUUGACUGAGGCGUCCAUCUUCAUCCAUGUCACGGUGCAUGACAUCUAUGGGAAGUGGAGUCCCUUAAUCCUCAACCCCAGCUAUACCAUAAUGCACUUUCUAGGAGCUAAUAAGGGUCGUCAGCUCAGGGGUAUUAAAGGCCUAUUCAAUAAAGGCAGUAAGAGCUCAGUUGAUACCCACACUGGAGUCCCGCUGCGUAAGCGAUCCAUCAGCGACCACCUGCUGCGCCGCACCGCCAGCGCCCCCGCCAAGGGCCGCAGGAAGACCAAGAUGGCCCACUCAGAGGCUGCAUCCGAUAAGAAGGGCAGCAGUGUGGACCCCCCGGCUCCCCAGCCCCCCCAGACAUCCCAAGAGGCAAUGGAGAGGCGCGUCGCCCCCCGCCCCUCCCUCCAGCACCGCCCCGUCUCCAUGCCGCUGGAGAAGUUCCUGCAGGGGGCGCUGGCGCUGUCUUCCCCAAGCCAGGACCAACCCGAUCCGGGCUCUGACACCCACAUAGUAGAAAACUGACUAGGAUACCCCUGCAGAUAUGGUUGCCUUGGAGAGGGCCAGGUCUGCCUCUGUGGAUCUCCUCAUUGAAACCUCC
Megalops cyprinoides (Indo-Pacific tarpon) is the source of this 3898-nucleotide messenger RNA. It is a transcript of the gene plch1, whose product is annotated as phospholipase C, eta 1. The transcript is spliced from 24 exons. Bases 769 to 3822 code for a protein of 1017 amino acids. Gene Ontology annotation, molecular function: phosphatidylinositol-4,5-bisphosphate phospholipase C activity; calcium ion binding. The record is from RefSeq and is a predicted model, not a curated record. Gene Ontology annotation, biological process: phosphatidylinositol-mediated signaling; lipid metabolic process. Lineage: Eukaryota; Metazoa; Chordata; Actinopteri; Elopiformes; Megalopidae.